GCAAGGUGACGCGGGGGCAGCGUGGGACCAUCGCUGCAAGCAGAACCAUGCGGAACACCCGGUGUCUAGCCCGGUUGCGUUCCAAGCUCAUCGCGUCAUGGGAUCAUCGCAGAUAGUGCCUUCUCAUACUUCACUUCUCGGCUACAUUUGCUGUAAAACCAUGUGCUUGAAACUAGUCGGCUUUCGAACUCUGUCGCUUCUGAUAGUCAUUAUUUGUUCCAUGCCUUCAACAGCCAGCAUUGUGAGUGAUGGAAGUUCGGACUUCUGCAUAACAGAACCGCUGUUCAGUCAUACGGAUGAACUCUAUGUGAAGUGCAACGUGAAAAAUGUCAAUGACAUAUUCCACAAUCCUUCAUCAAUCCACCCAGAGAGAACUGUGAAGUUAAAAGUGAAAUGUGAUAAUAGCUACAUUUCGAAACAAGCGCGUGGUGAUUCUGAGAAUUUAGUGAACAAUACGUUCGGUAUGUGGAAAAAUUUAAAAGAAGUGUAUAUUGAGGACUGUAAAUUAUCCAGUAUUCCUCCAAUGGCUUUCAGUGGUGCUUCUCAACUGACCAAUUUAACAAUCAGGUCCAGAAACGUCCAAAACGGAAAUUUUGCUCUUAGAUUGUCGGCUGAAACGUUUUCUCAGUUACUAUCAUUAGAGAAGUUAGAACUGGGAGAAAACAAUUUAGGACAUUUGCCUCAGACUUUACUCUGCCCUUUGAGACGUCUUGUGUCAUUAAAUCUUACUCUGAAUAACUUUUCGGACAUAUCUAACGUCGGAUUGUCUACAGGCGGACGUGAUAAUGUGCUAUGCUUAGUAGACGUCCAGCGUGUCCAUUUAUCAUACAACAGAAUUAAGGUGCUGUCCAACAAAGGAUUUGCUGCUGUUAAUCAAUUGAGAGAACUACGUAUUGACCAUAACGUCAUAUCGAGAGCGGAAGAAUCUGCUUUUUAUGGUUUGGAAAAUCUUAGUGUUCUUGACUUGUCCAGCAAUCAAAUGGUUGCGCUUCCUCCAUUUGUUCUAAGACCCUGUGAAAAUUUAAAUGAAUUGUUUCUUCAAAACAACUCAAUUAGCGUUAUACCCCCCGGAUUGUUUGCCAGUUUGCAGCAGCUUUUGGUUCUUGAUUUAAGUCGAAAUGAAAUUACUAGCCAUUGGCUAGGCGCAGAAACAUUUGCUGAUUUGAUUCGCCUUAUUUCAUUGGAUUUGAGUUUUAACCGACUUUCCCAAAUUGAUUCAAGCAUUUUUCGAAGUCAAUAUAGUCUUCAAGUAUUGCAUCUUAGCCACAACGAAAUCGAGGUAAUUUCAGAUUAUGCAUUUUCUUCUACUUAUAAGCUGCAUUCUCUUAUGUUAAAUAACAACAGGCUUAAAAGACUUACUUCAGUAACGUUUAGCGGACUGAAUGUGCUUAAUGUACUGUUGCUAAAUAGUAACGAUAUUGAUUUUGUCCACACUGAUGCCUUUCGCAAUAAUAGUGCUUUGAUGGAACUGAAUUUGGCUGGAAACAAAUUAAACACCGUACCAUCAGCCGUCCAACCAUUGCAGCUACUUCGUAGUCUUGAUCUGUCCGAUAAUAGAAUAACUGAUAUUCACAACGCCAGCUAUCUAGGAAUAGAUAAUUUGUAUAGCUUAGUUUUGAGUGGAAACAAGAUUGGAAAUCUUACCAGAGGUGCAUUUGAAGAGCUGCCGUCUUUGAGGAUUCUAAGUUUAGCAAAUAAUGAGAUUUACUCUGUCGAACAGAGCACAUUUGAUGAUAUUUUGUACUUACAUGCUUUACGAUUAGAUUCAAAUUUCUUGCCUGAUGUGAACGGACUGUUUAAUAAUUUACACGACCUGUUAAUGUUGAACAUAUCUUCAAAUCGCAUUGAGUGGUUCGAUUAUGCCCUGGUACCAGUUGGCUUGCAGUGGCUUGAUCUCCAUGACAAUCAAAUUGAAAUCCUUGGAAAUUACUUUGAAAUGGAAGCCGUGCUUAAGUUACGAACGUUAGAUGCCUCUUUAAAUCAUAUAACUGAGAUUGAUGCUUCAUCAUUGCCAAACGGCAUAGAAAUUGUCUUUCUAAAUGAUAACCAUUUAAAAACUAUUCAUCCUUUCACCUUUAUGGGAAAACCGAAUCUCACAAGAGUAGACUUGACUCGAAAUCAUCUCGAGAAGUUAGAAGUGAAUGCUUUUCGAUUAACAGAAGUUCGCAAUCGGAAACCUUUGCCAGAAUUUUCUAUUUCAGAAAACCCUUACCAGUGUGAUUGCAAUAUGGAAUGGAUACAACGAAUAGGCUCGCUGGACGAGUCUCGGCAGUACCCACGCAUGGUUGAUAUUGAGGACAUUACAUGCCAACUUUCUUUUAAUCGUCAGCGCACGACAGUUCCGAUUGUGCAUGCACAUUCCUCUCAGUUCCUGUGUCAUUACAAAAGUCACUGUUUUGCACUCUGCCACUGUUGUGAAUUCGAUGCCUGUGAUUGUGAAAUGGUAUGCCCCGAGAAUUGCACUUGUUUUUAUGAUCAGAGCUGGAACACGAACAUUGUUGACUGCAGUUCCCAAAAUCAUAUCUCUGUGCCCCGCCGAAUUCCUAUGGAUGUGACAGAGUUGUAUUUAGAUGGAAAUGAUAUUCCAUCACUUUCAAGUCAUACAUUUAUUGGCAGAAAAAACUUACGUGUGCUAUUCAUGAAUAAUAGUAAUGUUCAUGUGAUAAAUAAUAGAACAUUUAAUGGUCUCAAGUCACUACAAACUUUAUAUCUACAGCAUAAUCGCAUCUCACUGUUGCACGGUUAUGAAUUUGAGCGUUUGGUAAAUCUUCGUGAACUAUAUUUAUCACACAAUCGAAUAGCAACUGUCGGCAACACUACAUUUCUUCAACUACGAGCGUUAGAAGUGUUACACUUGGACCAUAAUUCUAUCAUUGAGUUUCAAGUGUGGAAUUUAAACCAAAACUCUAAACUAGUCGACAUACAGCUUUCCAACAAUCCUUGGGCUUGUGAAUGCCAGUUUGUAGGGGAUUUUUCUAAUUGGCUGCAAUCACGAGAAGAUCUCGUGCACGAUAUAUUCAGAGUGCACUGUGUUUACAAUGAAACGGUCACUUUACCGUUAGUUGAAUUCAACAUGACAACGUGCACAAACUUUACAACAGCCACUACAAGUUACAUCCAGUCUUUCAGAGUGCAUGAUUUUAUGCCUUUGUUUAUACUAAUCGCAUCCUUGUUUCUUAUACUGUUUUUAGCUAUAGUUCUCAUGUUUGUCUUUCGAAAACGUUUGAGUGUUUGGUUCUUUUCCAAAUAUGGAGUACGUAUCUUUAGUUCCGACAGCAGGACUGUGAAAGACGAUGAAAAACUCUUCGACGCCUUUGUUUCUUAUAGUAAAAAAGACGAAGCAUUCGUCGGUCAACUUGCCGCAGAGCUCGAAUGCGGGAAUCCGCAUUUUCGUUUGUGCCUUUAUUACCGAGAUCUCCCGAUUGGCGGGUACUUGACAGAUGCUGUCAUCGAGGCCAUGGAGAGUUCGUGGAGGACCGUCAUUGUCCUCUCUGAAAACUUCCUCCGCAGUGAAUGGUGCCGCUACGAAUUCCGAUCCGCGCACCACGAGGUGCUGAGGACCUGCAAACACAAGCUUAUUGUGAUCCUUGUAGGCCGGGUGGACCAGCGAGACCUGGACCCUGAUCUGAGACUCUGGUUAAAGACCGGAGUUUUCCUCCGAUCCAGCGAUCGUAGGUUUUGGGAAAAAUUGCGAUAUGCCCUUCCAGAUAUCAAGAAAAGGAAAUCAGAGCGCUGUCACUCUAAUGACCAUUCCGUGUCUGUGCAUAUUUGAAAAAAAAUGCUUCAGUUGAUCCCGACACCAAAACGGUGAUCAAAUUGCAAUCUCAACUAUCAUUCAUACUAUCAUUAUUUCAAUAACUAGCACAAGUCAUGGCAGCAGAAUAUUUUUAGAAGCAGUUUGUUAUGUUACUAUUUGCUGCUUUUGCAGAGUUUAUACUGGAGUUGAUGGUUUUAGUUGGCUUGCUUCAAGGGUAAGUGCAAAGUCAUUUUGCUAGGAAUAUUUUUUUUUUUUUUUUUGUGACAUGGAUAAAAAGCUUUUCCUUGAAACGAUUGUGAUAUUCAUAGACUUUCAAAGAAGUGAUUUCUUAUGUACUCGUGUAGUAGCGUUAUUUUGUCAUAUAAUAGAUGGAAUUAUUGUUUAAUAUUUCUUAUUUUUUCAUACUUCUCUUUUUACGUGCUUAAAGAUAUCUUAAAUUACUUUAUGGGAAUAACAAAAAAAAAAUGAUGCAAUUCACUUGAAUAAGCUUCAAAGCAUUGUUGAUAAACUUUCUAAUCACUGUUGUAACUGUUUUUUGUAUUAUUACUAUAAAAAGUCCAAAAUUUUUUAAAUACUGAAAUAGAUGUUAAUUAUUUUGUUUGAAAAUUUUCUAUUCUUCGUCUGUUUUACCUAAAAUCUGUUUUCACUGAGCUAAAUCCUUUGCUGAAUCAUAUGAAAGGUUACUUUAUGAAUCUGUAAAUACUGAAAGUGGUGAAAGUUUGAAAUCUAUUUACGGCAAUAUAUUCCUCCAUUGAAAAAAUGAAAAAAAUGAAGAAAAAAUUGUUUUAUAUGUUUUAAUAUUUUGGAAUUUUCUUGAAAUACUUUCUUUUAUAAAAUAGCUAUAGAAUCUAAAUCUUUGCAAAAUUGUGAUCGAACUGUGAUGGAAAUUUCUGAUCAUGAAGAAUACGUUGAACAUAUUUUAAUUUUCAUAACAUUUUUAUUCAGGUUAUUAAUUGCAAUCCUCGAAAGCCGGUUUAUUUUUUCACUUGAAAAAUUGCCUCUAAAUGUAGAAAAUUGCCACAAAAUGUUAUUGCCAAUGCUUGCUUAAAAAUAAAUAUUGAUGUUUUCUUAAAACUCUAAAUUAAGUCGCACAAGUAAAUUAUGCUUUUCCUCCUAACGAGUGCUACAUGACAGCUGACAGUUUUAUUGUUUUACAGAAGAGUGUUUUAAAUUUAUUGCAUUUUUAGUUAAAUGAAGCUAUUGCUCGAAUAUAUCAUAUGCAGUUACGCAAAAGGAAAAAUAUAGAUACAUUUUCAAACCAAUUAUAUUUACUUUCAUAUUUAACAAAGAAACAAAGGCUUAUAUAAAUUGAAAAGUAAAAAAAUGGCGCAAACAAAUAAGACUAGUUUAUAUUGGAAUUUGUAUAAAUGUAGCUUGAAUAUAUUGAUUACUGUGCUUUAGGUCAUAGUUAUUAAUAUUUUUUACUUUGUUUUAAAUGAUCUGCUUUAUUUCCUAACUAGGAUAGUUAGGGAAGUGCAAUUGAAGAGCAAUCCUAAGUUUAAUAUAAAAUGACCAACCCAUAAAGUUACAUUAAAAAAAAUCAAGUAACUAAUCGUUAGUUUAAAUAAAAUUAAAUGGAUUCUCAAAAUGUCAUAUUUUUGAAAAGACUUUGUUUUAAAAGUUUUGUUUGGGGGAUAAAGAGUUAGAUGAAAUUUUUAAAUGGAAUAUGUUUUUAACGAUAUCAAAAUUUUACCUUUGACGUUAAUUUAUCCGAAUUAAAUUACCUAUAUACAUAAUAUCAGUUUUGAAACUUUAUAAAAUGAAUUUUUUUUCGUACUAUCGGAACUAUUUCCAGCGGCUGUAGCAAUUGCGUUAUAUCAUUUAUUUUCUAAGGUAACCUGAUAUUACAUUUCCAAAAUUAUAGCACUCUUAAAUUGUUUGCAAUAAUAUCUAGUGUUUUCAUACAACAACACUGUGAGACAGAUCUUUUUCAAAUUUAACAGAAUGUAACAUUCUUCACUAUAAUUAUUAUUUUGCUUUCUGUUAUUGACGAUUUAUUCUUUAUCUAGUAAGUUUUUUAAAGGGCCAAACUUUUUUAGUCUUGAUUUGAAUUAACAGUAAUCAUAGUUUUUGAAAUUUGUUUUAAUUUAAACGAAUCUGUUUCGUUACUUUUGAAAAAAAAAAUAUUUUAUUGGUUAUGUAUUUACUAACGUAAAGUUAAAGAUCUUAGAUCAGUUCAAAGUUAGUUAUGCUGGAUUAUCAGUAGAAAACUUAAUUUCAAAACAUUUCUUUCGCUAAUUUUAAAAAUAAAUGUCAACAGAAACAUUUCCUUUAUUUUUAAAAACAUUUAGUUUUAUAAAUCGAGAAGGAUAGAUAGAACCGGUAAGCUUUCUGUUUAUUUAUUUAUUUUUUAAUUGCUUAGAGAAUAGAAUAUGGAAAACUAAAAUAAAAUAAAAAUACAUCAGAACUUAGGUUGUUAUGUAAAUUGUAUGUACUCCUCUGUUAGUUUUUUUGAAAUAUUAUGAAUCGAACAAAAAUCAUAAUUUUAAUUUGUACAAAAUUUGCCUUAAAACCUCUUUAAAGAAAUCAAUCCAAAAAAGUCACGGGGAAAUUUUAUCCCACUAAAUGAAAAAAGUAGCAUAAUUUGAAUAAAAUCACUGUGAUACUGAUAUUCAUUUUCUAAGAUUCCGGUAUCGGUUAUAUGACAUGCAUUACCAUGAUCUAUGAAAGUAAAAAUAAAAUCUAAAUUAAGGUAAUGAGAAAAGGUAUUACAGUAAAACCUGUAAAGUUGACCACCCUUGUAAGUUGACCACCUGUCUAUGUUGACCGCUUUUGUCGGGAACGGAAUUAGUCCUAUCUCAUAUAAUGAAGGAAAACCUCUGUAAGUUGACCACCUCUCUAUCUUGACCACCUGUCUAUCUUGACCACUAAUGUUCGCCAAAUUUGGUUUGGAGUAUUGUAAAAAACCCUUUGUAAGUUGACCACUUGGUUUAUUUUUUUUAACUUUCUUCAGCAAAUUAUUUUAUUUUAUUAGUUAUUUUUUAAAAUUAUUAUUAUGUUUUUUUCAUAGCUUUCCAAGAAUGUUUUUAAUGCUUUGAUGACAGAACAGCAUUUUACUAACUAAACAGCAGCAUAAAGCUUAUGCUGCUCUUUAUUCUCCAAACUUGUUUUUCAUUUGUUGUUCUAUUUGAGAUAUAGCUUUUUGUACUCUGUUCAAUGAAAAUAGAUGUCAGUAGAAAAGUUCAAAGUCUUUCCUUUCCGUUGCAAUAUGUUGUGACACAGGAAUUGUACUAAAAAGAGCAGGCCUGAUCUAUACAUUUUGAUUCCCCUGCAACAAAAUAUGUAGGGCCCCUCCCUAGUGGCCAGCAGUGUCUAUUAGUAAAGUGAAUAAGCCUUAAUGCUAGAUUUUUUUUCUAUUUUUUCUUCAAUUUCUAGGGCCGUUAGCCCCUUUUAGGACGCGGGCCUCUCGCACUGCGGGUCCGCAGAUCUGGGCUUGCUAAUGAGUAAAGUUACAUGUUUCUGGUGCAAGGGAUUAAGAGAUAGGGUAUUUUGAUUUUGCCUUUAUGAACUGGGAGAGUCGAGCUUGUUGCUCUUUGUGCUAUAAGUUUUACAUAAAAAGGUUUCAAAAAGAAAGUUAGCUGAACUUGAGAUUAAUAAAAAGUAUGAAAUAUUAAAAUUAACUGAAAACGGAAAAAGCCAGAGAAUAUUAGCUGGCAUAUAUGGAAUUUCUAAAACUAAAGUGUCUAAUAUAGUUAAAAACAAGGAAAAACUAACAAAAUUAUUUGAAUAGUAUUUUUAAUUAUUGUUUCACUUUCAGUAAUGUUAAACAAUGAAAGUGAGUUGAACAGCAAGAGUAAGGGUGAAUUCCUCAAAAAAUGAAUACAUGGUGCAAGAAAUGACAAAAAAAAAAAAUUAUUACCGCCCUUUAUAAGUUGACCACCCGUCUAAGUUGACCGCCAAAGUACUGCACCGCAAGUGGUCAACUUACACAGGUUUCACUGUACUUGCUAACACUAUUAAUAUUAAUUCAAGAACUAAAUGUGUUUGAGUACUAAAUGGUACAUAAAAAGUUUUGUUCAAAAAACAAUCAAAUUCAACAGAUUUUUUUAUUUCCUUUUUUUUCUUCAUUUUGCUAUUCAAAUUAAAAAUACUUUCAAUAAAUCAUCGUCAUAACCUUUCGCUAAAGAAUAAACUGAAAAAUAACUGUUAAGUGUAUGAGGGAUGUACUAAAAAACUCUGAAAAGUAUCUAAUGUUUUUUCGAAGAUUAUUAGUUUUUCAGCUAAAAGACACUAUCCGAAGUUAUCCAAAAAAGUAUUUUUUGCAGCUUAAGAACGCAGUGAAUCUUUGCCUAAACUGGUAUAAGACGUGAAUCGAACAAAUAUGUUCAUUGCAUAGUUCAGUUUUAAUUAUCAGAGAUUAAAAUUAAGUUUUUUUUUUUUUUUUUUUUUUAAACCCCUUCCAGCUCGCUAACGUAAAAAUCACGGAGGUAGCUUUCGUCUCCUACUCCUCGUGACCGUGAUCUUUCACGGCUAGAGCGGACACAAAGUUCAAGCUAAAAAAACCCCUCCAAAACUCAAAAAUAAAUACCUAUAUUGUUUUAACACCUUUUUUUUUUUUUUGUAUAAUUUUCAUGAACAAAAAAAUUAUCACUUUUACGACCGUUUUCUUGAAAGUAAUGAAAUCAUUAAGGCGUUGAAGAAUUAUGUUUUAAUCUUGGAAAAUAAUUGUCGAACUGAUAUUUACAAAAUAUGGUGCAAACUUCAAGUGCAAGUUUAAAAUUGUCAAGAAACAAACACAUAAGCAUUAUUUGAAUUAUAAAUUUUUCAUACAAAAUAAUUUCAUAAUCUGAAGUUGAUAGUUGAUUGCUGCAUUAAAUCUUUAAUAAAGCCUAAAAGUUGAAAUGGAAUGUAAAAUUUGUGCAUAAAAAUAAUUGCUAUUAUAACGAACAAUAUUUGUUGUGAUCAUCUUUUGAAGUAUUGAAUUAUAUUUUGUAUUGGUUAAUGUUUUCCAAAUCGCUUUAUUAGUUUCUCAUAAAAAAAAAAAAAACUAUUUUUGCAGCUUUUAUUCCAGACUAUAAAAUUGCAACCAAGAAGCAAUAUAUAUUUUAAGAUUUUGGUAAGAAAACUCUUUAACUUUGUUUUUAUUGUUUAAAAUAUUCAUAAAAAGAUGGAAAUUGAAGACAGGCAUAGUAAUAAUAAUAUACUAUUAUACUUUUACUUAGAGGUAGCAUUGUUUCUGUGCAAGAAGUUAUACUAUGGGCAAUUGUGCAAUUUUCUUUUUUUGGAAUAGUUCGCAGUUUUAUAAAAAAAAAAAAAUUAAAAAAAAAAGUUAAUACCUUCUGCUUCAUUGCAAAUUAAGCAUCCCUUUUAGGCAAUUGAGCUGAUGUUAUUUUCUGUAAAGAAACUUGUUCUUGAAAAAAAAAUGCACCAAAUGUACUUCCAAUAAAUAUUUGUUGAAGAUCACAUCGCAUUCCGUAUCUAAAGAAGUACGUUAUUGAUUACUCUAAAGUUACAUUCUGAUCUAAAACUCCUCUCAAAACAAAAAUUAAUUUGAAAAUGUUCUACUUGUCCAGAUUUUCAAAAUAAACGUCAUAGAAAAACAUUUGAAAUUUUCUAAAUCAAGUCAAAAACAUACCAUUAGAGACGGAAAGUUGUUUUUAAGAUUUUUUCGUAGUGUAAGGUUUCUAAUUUUUUACAUCUAUAUAUUUUUUCCAAGAGUUGCGUUUGCUUUUAAAUUACAUUUCUAGAAAAAUGUUUCAAAUUGGUUCAAGUUACAGUUAAAGAAAUUGUUAUUGAAAAAAAACAGUUUAAUACUGACAAAACAAUGUCAUAUAAAUAAAGUUUACAGAUAAAUCUGAAUUUCAAAAGAACAGACUUAAAGGGAAAAAAAAAUGCAUAUACUGUUACAAAUAUACAUUUAUUUCUGAAAUAAGGACUAUAAACUAAUGUAAAACAGAUUAAUUGGAAGGAAAAUGUUUGAACUAACAAACAAGAAAGUAAACGAAGAAACGUUAAAAUAAACUAAUGAAUUCUAUGAAAACUUAGACGUUUUGAUGUUUUCACAUCCAGUUUGCAUCAUUUAUUGUGAAAGUUUGUUUAGAAAGAUCUUCCAUUUCAAUUUUUAUGAAAUAAUUCAAUCUAAUUUUACUGGUUAAGGAUAUAGAAAUACGUAAAAUAUUUCUAUUUCUUAAGUACCCUAAUUAAAAUUUUUAAUUACGACUUUAAAAGAUCUGCUUUUCUAAGCGAAAAAAGUGAAUAUAUGUACAAUAACUGCAAAAUCUUUAUGAAUACAGUUCAGUGUUUAUAUGUGUCCGUGUCACACAUAAAUUGAAGAAAGAUCUUACGUACAAUAUUAAAAAAAAAUAAAAAAAUUAAAUUAGCGAAAAAACUUAAAUGAUCAAUCAAAAUGACUCAUUAGAGAGGGAAAAAUACGUAUAAACUUAGGUAUAAACUCUCCAAAAAAUAACAAACAAAAAAAGUGACUUUUUUCAUUUUGAUUAACUUUUUAAUUUAAAAAAAUUCUUCGAUAUACAUUGUAAGAACCUCAAGAUCAGCGGUCGGCAACCUAAAUUUACUGAAGAUCUACUUUCCAAGUUCGGUGAAUAAGAAGAUCGACAUGGGGGGGGGGGGGGUUAAAUGGUCGUGUUGAGACUAUGCCGACUUCAAAUUAUAGGCGAAAUCUUAUCAAAAUAGACUUUACUACUUAUUAAAUAGUUGCUUAAGUUGAUAAAAUAAUGUUAUGUGAACACUGUUAACUCACAUAGAAAUAUUUUCACCCACAAGUAUAUUGCUUGUUUUAAAAUUGAUAGAAUAAUGAUCAUAAAAAGUUCCAUUGAACAUAAAAAGUUUGGAAAUUUUUCAAAUAAUUUGGACGUUAAACCUUAUUUUGUUAAAGAAAAUAGUACUCUGAUAGAAACCAAGAAAAAAUGUUGUCGCGAUCGAUUGAAAAUAGGCUCGAGAUCGACGGGUUGCCGACCGCUGCUCUAGAUUUAUCUCCUUUAUAACCAAAACAAUGCUUCAGCAAUCAAGCUUAUGAGAGAAAUUUUCAGUGUAAAAUUGUCAAAUAUAAUUCUAAAAUAUAUAGAUUUCAGCUUGUUAAAAACGCUAUACGUUUAACUGCUGAAUGUAGUAAUACCUUGGUUAUACAUGAUAUACACGAAAAUAAAAUUUACAUACAAACUAUAAUAAGAAUUUUUUUUUAAUUACCUUUCAUUUGAACUAUCAUUUUCUUGCCUACGUGAACGUUCUUUCUUUACCUCGGUGAUAUAAAAACAUGCUUAUUUAUUUCAGAAUAGAGAAAAGAAAUAAUUAAAAGAAACAAUUUGUUCAACAUGUCAUUAUAAGAUACAAGGGGGCUCCGUCCCUGCUCGCAUCACUUGCUCCCUUUCCCCCGUUUGCCGCCUGCGGUGGCUCAAUGACGCCUGUGGCAGAUUAUAAUUGAUUAAUUUUAAUACUUUUCCCCUGGAUGUCCUGUAGACUCUUCAUGAAUUCGUAUAACCUGCCCCUUAAGAUUUGGAGGAGUGGGACAGUAUAGAAUAGUUUUCCUUGAUGUCCUGCAUCCAACUGUACCAGCAUUGACCUGGUAGAUAGUAGCAGUCCGAAGGACACCAAGACAGAUAUGCGCAGGUUUUAAUAGCAAGAUAGUCAAAGCUUCUAUUCUAUGCAUUGUGUUUCAAUUUGCAUAACAUUCAAAUAAGCAAAUCCUAAAAUAGUUGAAUUUUAGAUUGGCUGAACAUAUUUUCUGCAUUGUAAUACCACGAAACUGAUAUACAUUUAUAACAUACCCAAAUUCAUGUUAUAAAACUAUUCAAUUUCAAUGCGCUCUGUUUUCCAAACUUCUUAAGGUACAUUAUAUUAAGAUUAUUUUUGCCGUUUUAUAAGGAAUAUAUUUUCCUAGGUUAUCAGCUCAUUACCAAUAAUGUUGAAAUUAUAGAUUCUUUAUAUUUAAAAUUAAUUAAAUCUAUUAUUUUCUAUGACGUAAGCUAAUGGAAAGAAAGUAAAAAAAAAAAUAACAGAAAUAUUAGGGCUUUUUUUAAAAAAUUUGAAUGUGUGAUUUUUACGCAAUUGCAAACGUGAUUUUUACUAAGCUUAGAAAUUGUAUCACACAUUUCCAUCACAGUUCGCCAGCACCGCACACUAUUGUAUAGAAGGCUGCAAUAUUGUAUUAGUCUAGCAUUCACCGAUGAUGUACAGCAAAAUAUUAUAUUUAGCAUACACUAUGUACGCAAAUACACAAAACAGUAUUGUGAAAGAUAAUAAUGGUCUGUAUUUUUUUAAGUAGACUAAAUUUUACCAGUCCAUGAUGAUUCCAUCAAUACAUGUAAGUAGUUAUUUAUUUAUUAAAAAUCCAAA
Messenger RNA from Uloborus diversus, 12049 nucleotides. RefSeq names its product toll-like receptor Tollo. Gene Ontology annotation, biological process: signal transduction. The record is from RefSeq and is a predicted model, not a curated record. Gene Ontology annotation, molecular function: protein binding. The coding region runs from base 98 to 3772 and encodes 1224 amino acids. Lineage: Eukaryota; Metazoa; Arthropoda; Arachnida; Araneae; Uloboridae. The transcript has a single exon. Gene Ontology annotation, cellular component: extracellular matrix.